Psylliodes chrysocephalus is the source of this 2729-nucleotide messenger RNA. Lineage: Eukaryota; Metazoa; Arthropoda; Insecta; Coleoptera; Chrysomelidae. The record is from the annotation of a GenBank genome assembly.
GGAAAUGAGAAAUUGCGAAGUUGUAAGUUUAUACAUAGUUUAUACGGUUUAUACUGUGGUUGUAAUUAAAUUACGUUUAUCCAAAUUAUUUCCUUUCCAGCAUAUAUAUUUAUUAUCAAUGUCUCUUAUUGCAACAGAAAAAUGAUAGAAUCAUGUCCCAAAAAACGUAUGGUCUUGGGCAUAACUAUUCUAGGAAUAUUAACUAUAUUAGUCUUAUUUAUCGAGUCUCAUUGGACAGAAGCAAAUAGACCCAAUAGACGAUCUAAUUUCAUUGUCGAACAAAACUCUACUUGCUGGGAAUCGGGGAAAUAUCAAGUAAUUAAAGAUUGUGAACCAUGUUCAGCAUUUGAAAUACGAAGUAAAAACAUAGGUGUCUGUAUCCAUACCAAAUACAAAGAAGUUUUAAAAUGUGCAAACGGUGAAACUGUCACCAGAAGUUGUGAUCGAGCUGCAUAUAUUGAUGAACAACAGUUUUGGCGAUUUGAGGGAUUUAUGUUUGCAACCAGUUUAAUAUCUACAAUUUGUGUUAUAUGUAGAAGAAAAGUUUUAACAAAAAGGAUUUUGCAGAGAGUUCAAAGACAAAUUGCCAAUUGUGUUUGAAGAAAUACAUAUUUUAAUUUAAGAUGGCGACCAAUAACCUGUUCAUCUAUGCCUUCCAAGGUCCAUCAAAAUUAUUUUGGGUCAAUAUCGAGACUUUAGUAGUACUUUUUAUAUACAAGCUAGCUAGAACACAGAAAGUUAAUCUAGUUGUCAAAUUAAUGUCUGGACAACCAUCAGAACCACUCAUCGAAAUUUCUUUAAAAGAGGACGAAUAUACAAUUCCUGCAACACUUCCAGAAAUAACAACCUUGGCCAGCGGACCUGUCAUCGUUUCUGGCAAUCAAGUAACUGCAGGUAUUUGCUCCGUGGCAAGAAGUCUUAUUAAAAUGAGCCCAGAAAAGGAAAUCCGGGAUUUACUUGGUUUCCGGGAGGCAUGUUUACUGGCAUGUUCGGAAAAUUCCAUAUGGACUCGUUUCUGUGAAGUCGACAUUAUACAAACCGUAAAGAAUGUCCUUCGACAGCGAUACAUUUUUAACAAAAAAUUUGAAUUACCAAUCGAUUUAGCAAGAUUCGAAUAUCACAUGUCUACACCCGUUAGAAUGCAUAACGUAUAUAAGGAAGCCAGAGUUAAAAAUAACAACAAAGCUAUCAUAUCUGGAAUUCCAAUGAAUGAGCUAAAUUUACAUCACACUUUUAGUGAAGGAUCAUCGAUGACUUUGUCCGACGUAAUUUUAUAUCAGUGUUAUGAAGUGCUGUUAAAAAAUUCUCCGUUCGAUCUAUUAAUACAUAGAUUACCGUUGACGGUAAAUUGGUUCAACAAAAUGGAAAUUUCUUUGGUUUCGUCGUCUAAAUUUACGGUUGGUAAAACUUUGAUCGAAGUUACGGACAUUAUAGAACCGAAUUUUGUUAAGCAAAGCUUGUACAAAGCGGAUCCUUCACGGUAUAGACCAGAAAAACGCGUAUUUACGAAACAAAACGAUAUCGAGCAUGCUUUUGAACAGUUAGAAGAAAUUAAAACUGAAAUAGUUAACGAAAUAGUGCCUUUUGGACACGAUGUUUAUUUCAGCUGGUCGAAUGUUCCUUUGGAGGCGAAUCCAAGAGGAGGAGCUUUACCUAAGGAAAGAGCCAGCAGGAAAAGCGAACAAUUGAAAAAUUUAACCAAAGCAGUGAUUAAGAUAGCGAAAAAUCACUAUUACAAAAUAGUGGAUUUUUGUAGCGGUAGCGGACACUUGGGGAUCUUAUUGGCCACCUUGUUGCCAAAUUGUGAAAUUGUGCUCGUAGAAAAUAAAGAAAGAUCUCUCAUGAGAGCCAAAGAGAGAAUAGAAAAAUUGGGACUAUCGAAUGUGCUGAUAGUGCAGUCAAAUUUGGAUUAUUUUCAAGGGGAUUUUGAUAUUGGAGUUGCUUUGCAUGCUUGCGGGGUCGCCACCGAUCUUGUUAUUCAAAAUUGUGUAGAAAAAAAGGCGCAUUUGGUGGUGUGUCCGUGUUGUUACGGUGGAGUUCGGGACUGCCACCAUUUGACGUACCCGAGAAGUAACAAAUUCAAAAAGAUCGACUUGGACUAUAAUAAUUAUCUGAAUCUUGCUCACGGCGCGGAUCAGACGCAUGACGAUGAAAACGUGAAGACGAAACAGGGUUAUUUUUGUAUGGAUGCUAUCGAUACAGAUAGAAAAUUUUUCAUUGAAAGUUUUGGGUAUAAAGUGUUUUUAGGAAAAUUAGAACCCACUACUUGCACAAACAAAAAUAAUUUAUUAGUUGGUUUAUUAAAAGACAUAGAAAGUAUUUAAUUUGGUUGUAUAUUUUUAUGGUUUUCUUUAAAAAAAAUAUAUAAAUUUUAAAUUGCUUCGUUUUUAAUUAUGUUAGAAAGUUUUUCAUAGUUUACUAUGUUGUAUGUGUUUGGUUUUUCAUUAUAUUCUUCUGCUUUUUUGAAUUGUAUAUUAAGGAAAAAGUAUCUACAAGUUCAAAAUUUUCGAAAAAAAAUGUGAAGGUAUAUAUACAACCUUUAGUAUUAUUUUACCAAAAUUUAAUCCAGUUUGAAUCAUUUGUUCUCAAAAAAAAUCGGAAAAUUUACUUUUUUACAAGUAUGAAACAAAGAAACUAGAAUAUCAAGAGAGAUCAUUAUUUCAUAAAAUAAAUUAAUUUUGGUUAAAAAACUUACAUCAUUUUUUUUAAAUUUUUGAACUUGCAAUGAC